This is a messenger RNA of Elaeis guineensis (African oil palm), 2883 nucleotides long. NCBI's taxonomy places the organism in Eukaryota, Viridiplantae, Streptophyta, Magnoliopsida, Arecales, Arecaceae. The record is from RefSeq and is a predicted model, not a curated record.
UUCUACGGCCACGAUCGCUUCUCCCCGUCGUUCUAUUUCUUUCCAAGCGCGUCCUCCUCCUGGCCUCUGUAGCUCACCCGUUCUCGCUCCCCUGGCGGCGGCGAUGGAGCUUGGGGAAUGGCUGGGGUUCGGUCUUCGGUUCUCUUCUCUCCAGAGUGUUCACUUCCUUUGCUAGCUAAUGAAAAGGAUACAUCCGAGCCAAGUCUUACAAUGGAAGAAGUACAUGAUGAUCCAGAGCCAAAUUCUGCAGUUAUAUCAGAGGUGAUCGGGGAGCCUGCUAUCGUAAUUAAUGGCAUACCACCUGUGUCUCUUGUUGCUACAACAUCCACUCAUCUGGACACCACAAAUGAUGCUAGAUCAAAUGAUGAUCCAUAUUUUGGCGAAUGGCUGGAAGGAAGGAAAGUUCUGAAGUUAUUUGGAGAUCGUUAUUAUUCUGGAGAGGUAGAGAAGUAUGACAGCGAAGCAAAUUGGUACAGAGUGACAUAUGAAGAUGGUGAUUUUGAAGAUCUUGAGUGGCAUGAACUGGAGGAUGUGUUGUUACCCCUUGACAUUUCCAUUCCACUAAAAGCUCUGGCUUUGCGAAGAUGCAAGUGUGACAAAUCCAUUUGCAAGUCAGGUGUAUCUAUUGCUAAAACAAGAAGAGGUCGUCCUAAAAAUGCAGGAGGCAUGAAAAAGACAUUGGAGCUCCCUGAUGCAUCCCAAACAAGUGAAUUAAAGGGUGAAAAUCCAGUAGAAGUAGAUUUUGGCAGAAAAAGGAGGCAAAGCAUAAUUCAAAUAGAAAGCACUGAAACUUCUUUGCAAAUGUGCUACUCUGACAAGUGUGUAUCUGAAGCAGGCAAAGACAUAGCUAUCUCAGAAAAAUAUCAGAAUGCAGAAAGCAUGGUGAAUUUAUCAGAGCUGUCGCAAAAGCCAACUGCAUCAGAAGGUGAGAGACAAUUAGUACAGGCUACUCCAAUUAAGGAAGUAACUACACAGGAAGCUUCAAAGACGCAAAGAAAAUUUCAGAAACAAAGUGGGAGAACUGCUAGAGCUGAAAAGCAAAAAAGAAUACAAUCCUUGGUUCAAGGUACUGCUUUGGAAUAAAAGAAGUCUCCUGAAUAAUUCUUGUGAGAAGAAAAGCUGAAAGAGAAAAUCUCACUCGUUUCAAGUUCUUCUUCUUUGGACUUAUUCUCCAUAUAUGUAUGUGAUGCAAAGAUUAAAAAAACAGCUAAAAAUAGAAAUUCUGUACAUAGAAUAUCUAAGAAAACAUGUCAUAUUUCUGCCUCUCUCUUUUCAUUUCCUGUACAAGUAUAUGUUGUCCAUCAAUAUUUCUUGGCUCCAUUCUAGAAAUUCUCCUUGUGGAAAUGGAAGCGGGUUGUGGUGGUGUGGCUGAAUUCUUGUGAAAGAUCUCUCAGUUGUUUUGUAAGUGUUGGAGAUCCACAGUAGAAAACACCUGCAGUCCACAAAUUAUGAAGUGCACAAGUAAUAUAAAUGCCCUGAUUACUUGAAUAAAUCUUACCUAUGCGAGAAGACUUAUGGGCAUUAGCUAAGUCUGAGAACACUUUCCUCCAGUUUGGCCUUGCAAAAUGGGUCCGAAUCUGCCAUGCAUGAGUUAGAAAUAAGCAAAACAUAAUCUUUUGCUUGAUGUUGCAACAAAUUUAUAGGUGAAAGAUGAUUACCCGACUGCCAGAGACGAUAUCAACACCAUUCUUGGCAUGUUGUAGCGACUGAACCAUUGCAAUCAGAGCUGACCUUGCAUCACCUUCUUCAUACACACUGGUCAAGUAGUUGUGCAUUUCUAUAACAUUCUGCAAUAACCAGACAUUUUUAACCAGUUUAUUUGCAAAGGAAGAUGGAAGUGAAGAGUGAAGGGUAAAGGAAGCAACAGAUUUUCUGUGAAGUACAUUAUGAUCGCUUUCUGCCACAUCAUUCAUGACACCUUUAAACCAUUCAAAGGAACCUUGUUCCCUUGUUACCCAAUAGAAGUAAGCUCUUCCUGGACCAUUUCCUUUGGUGUUGGGUACAUCUGCCAUGUCUAUAUUCUGUACUUCCUACAUCAAUUUCAAUGCUAUUGUUGAGGAGAUCCUUUAGUAUGCUGAUAAAUGGAGUUGCACCGAUUCCAAGCCCGAUGAGCAAAAGAAUAUCAUAUUUUUUGUAAUUUUGAGCUGGUGCACCGUAAGGCCCAUCUAUCAGGAGCUUUGGGAAUCUGCAAGAGAGUCCUAUUACUAUGCAAAGCUCGGGGUUGCUGAAAUUUUACCAAAUGUGAGUUUGUGAAAACAAUAAUUCAUUUUCUGCUCACCUUGUUUCUUCAAUUUGAGCAUCUGCUACAACUGUUGUUUCAAGUCUGACCAGUCUCCCAAGGUCCGGAUAUGAACACUCAAGUAGUCUUCUCCUGGUGCGGAAGUGAUAGAGAAGGGAUGCCUGUUAAAGACAAAUUAGAAACCGAAUACAGGAACAUUAUAAUUCAGACAUAUUAUCUCGGGAGGUGGUUAACAUAUACCAUUCGAAGGGUGAGACAUCUGGACAUUUGACAAAUAGAGAAGGCAUGGUCUUACUGUCUUCUUGUACCAUUCCCGCGUGAGGUAAAUGAAGUAGGAAUGCACAACAAGGAGGACAUACGCAAGCACCAGAAGAUGGUGGGCAUACCAAAAUGCAUUGAAUCCAGCUAAGUGGUGCAGAGGUGAUGGCAACUUUACCACAUUUCUUCUGAAAGAAUGUGUGGCUAGGGUGAAAGAAAAUGCCAUUAUGAUGACUAUGAGGACACCAGUGACCCCUGGAGCACUGGAUAAUAGAGUUAAAUAUGUUGGUUGCUGAUAAUUGAAAUUUCGUCCUAAUAAACUCAUGAAUUUUGGCUUUGGGCAUUUUAUUAGUCUUGGAAAAUCACAUGCUACAUGAGCAGUUGUA